UCCGCGGCGGGAGCGCGUUCAGUUCGGUGAGUCACCGCGCGCUGGAGUACUGAGACCGACGGAGAGUCUCCACAGCGGCGGAGAACGGACGGAGAAGCGGAAAACAUCUGGAGCUCGAGCAUGGCGGUCGAAGAAGAAGGGCUUCGGGUUUUCCAGAGCGUCAAAAUUAAAAUCGGUGAAGCCAAGAACAUCCCUCCGUAUCCAGGACCCAAUAAAAUGCGGGAUUGUUACUGUACUGUAAACUUGGACCAAGAGGAGGUGUUCCGAACCAAAACCAUAGAGAAGUCUUUAUGUCCAUUCUACGGCGAGGACUUUUACUGUGAAAUCCCGCGCAGUUUCCGCCACCUGUCCUUCUACAUCUUCGACAGAGACGUGUUCAGGAGGGACUCCAGCAUCGGUAAAGUGGCUGUCAAGAAGGAAGACCUGCAGAAGUACCAUGGUAAAGAUCACUGGUUCCCGCUGCAGCCGGUCUGUGCAGACUCAGAGGUGCAGGGGAAGGUUCACCUGGAGCUGCGUCUCAGUGAGCUCAUCACAGACAGCGGCGGCCUCUGCCACAAGCUGGCAACACGGGUUUUGGAGUGUCAGGAUCUGCCGAUAGUCAAUGGUCAGUGUGACCCGUACGCAGCCGUGUCAUUACUGGGCCCUUCAAGGUCUGAGGCCAAGAAGACGAAGGUGAAGCGAAAAAACAACAAUCCUCAGUUCGACGAGAUCUUCUUCUUCGAGGUGACGAAACCUCUGAGCUUCACUAAACGACAGUUCGACGUGGAGGAAGAUGAUGUGGACAAGCUCGCACUCAAGGUGGACCUGUGGAACGCCAGUAACCUGAAGUUUGGCGAUGAGUUUCUGGGAGAGGUACGGGUGCCGCUGAAGGUGCUGGGACAGGCGGGUGUUCACGAUGCAUGGUACUUCCUGCAGCCCAGAGAUAACGGCCAUAAGUCAGUGAAGGCGGAUGAGCUGGGCUCGCUGAGACUCAACAUCGUUUACACGGAGGACCACGUGUUCCCGACGGAGCAUUACAACCCGCUGCGAGACCUGCUUCUGCAGUCAGCACACGUACAGCCGGUGUCAGCGUCUGCGGCUCAUAUUCUGGGUGAGGUGUGUCGGGAGAAGCAGGAGGCGGCCGUCCCGCUGGUCAGACUCUUCCUGCACUACGGCAAGAUCGUGCCUUUCCUCAGUGCCAUCGCUCACGCAGAGAUCAGCCGCACACAGGACCCCAACACCAUAUUCAGAGGGAACUCGCUCACGUCCAAGUGCAUCGAUGAGACUAUGAAGCUGGCGGGGAUGCAUUACCUGCGCGUCACACUGAAGCCCAUCAUCGAUGAGAUCUGCAGCGACCACAAACCCUGCGAGAUCGACCCCGUCAAGCUGAAGGAGUCGGAGAAUCUGGACACAAACAGGGAAAACCUGCGUCAGUAUGUGGACCGCAUCUUCAGCGUGAUCACCAGCUCCGGCGUCAGCUGCCCGACCGUCAUGUGCGACAUCUUCUUCUCUCUGCGUGAGUCUGCGGCCUCGCGCUUUCAGGUGGAUGCAGAUGUUCGCUACACGGCAGUCAGCAGCUUCAUCUUCCUGCGCUUCUUUGCUCCUGCAAUCCUGUCGCCAAACCUGUUCCACCUGCGGCCGCAUCACCCGGAUCCGUGCACAUCUCGAACCCUGACGCUCAUUUCCAAAACCAUACAGACUCUGGGGAGCCUGGCCAAGUCCAAAUCUGCCAACUUUAAAGAGUCCUACAUGGCUGCUUUCUACGACUACUUCAAUGAGCAGAAGUACGCAGACGCAGUGAAGAACUUUCUGGAUCUGAUCUCGUCGUCAGCACGCUGGGACCAGAAGAGCAUCGAGACGCCCAUCAUGCUGAAGGAAGGGAGCGUUAAACUCAUUAUUAAGAGGUUUGAUGCCAAAGGCUCAGGCAGAUUCAUGAUCAAGCGAGCUCAGGGACGAAACCGCUUCGGUCUGAAGAACUUCAAGAAGAGAUGGUUUCGCCUCACCAACCACGAGUUCACCUACCAUAAAACCAAAGGUAACGCAAAAGGAGAGGGCGCUUUGUGCAGUAUCCCUAUAGAGAACAUCCUGGCUGUAGAGAGACUGGAGGAAGAGUCCUUCAAGAUGAAGAAUAUGUUCCAGGUCAUCCAGCCAGAGAGGGCGCUCUACAUUCAGGCUAAUAACUGUGUGGAGGCCCGAGACUGGAUCGACAUCCUGACGAAGGUCAGUCAGUGCAACCGCAAGCGCCUGAGCACCUUCCACCCGUCUGCAUUCCUCAACGGACACUGGCUCUGCUGUAAGCUGUCUGCGGACACAGCGCCCGGCUGCACGCCCUGCACAGGUGGACUUCCUGCCAACAUUCAGCUGGAUGUGGAUGGAGAUCGAGAGACGGAGAGGAUCUACUCGCUCUACAGCACAUACAUGUCCAAACUGGUGAAGAUGCAGGAGGCGUGUGGCAGUAAGUCAGUGUACGACGGGCCGGAGCAGGAGGAAUACUCUACGUUUGUGAUCGAUGACCCGCAGGAAACCUAUAAAACCCUGAGACUCGUGAUCUCCGCCGUGCAGACACUGGAGCAGCAGCACACACAGUACAAACGAGACAAGUUCAGGAAAACCAAGUAUGGAAGCCAGGAACAUCCAAUCGGUGAUCAGAGCUUCCAGUGCUACAUCCGCCAGCAGUCAGAAAGCUCCACCUACUCCAUCUGACCACACCCCCUCGCUCUGCACAGGAAAUGAGGUGUGAUUGACAGGAAGUGUCCGCUGACUCGAGCUAAAGCUGUGGUGUUUAAUGCAGUAGCCGAGCGGCGGCGGUCUCGCACUUUACACAUGGCGCGCUCUGGGACGAUGAGGCUUCGCCACGCGGCGCAUUUUAACAUUUUAUGAAGGAAUCGUCCUCUAGAUGUUUUAUAAACGGAGUUCUCCAGGACGUAUCCCACAAUCCUUUGCUAUCACAGGGUUUAUAAGUGACUGGAUGACGGACCUGCGGCUGAAUUUGUUUCUUUAUAUCAGGAAUGUUCAGACGUGUCCGGUGUUGAUCCUGUAGUGUGUCUCCAGGGAGACUGAAGAAGAGGUGCAUUGUGGGAAAUGUGUGUGUGUGUGUGUCAGCGUGUGGAGUGACACUAAACCACUUCCUUAUGGUUUGUGGGUCCAGUUGUGUUCAGCAGCACAUCAGCGUCUGUCUUUAUACUGCAUUGAUACACUGUUCUUACUGUGUGUGUGUGUGUGUGUGGUUCUGUGUAUGAUUGUGAGUGUGCGAGUGUUUGUUUAUGUGUGAGUGCGUGUGUACGUGCAGAUGUGUGUAUGU
Messenger RNA from Danio rerio (zebrafish), 3280 nucleotides. NCBI's taxonomy places the organism in Eukaryota, Metazoa, Chordata, Actinopteri, Cypriniformes, Danionidae. The record is from RefSeq and is a predicted model, not a curated record.